Manis javanica (Malayan pangolin) is the source of this 3749-nucleotide messenger RNA. It is a transcript of the gene PPP1R14A, whose product is annotated as protein phosphatase 1 regulatory inhibitor subunit 14A. The record is from RefSeq and is a predicted model, not a curated record. Lineage: Eukaryota; Metazoa; Chordata; Mammalia; Pholidota; Manidae. Gene Ontology annotation, molecular function: protein serine/threonine phosphatase inhibitor activity. Gene Ontology annotation, biological process: regulation of phosphorylation. Gene Ontology annotation, cellular component: cytoplasm.
GAACUCCGCGCGUCCCUGGGCCAUGCUGCGUUGUGGGCUUUACGCCCUCGCAGCGGCCAGUCCUCGUGCUGCAGGCGGGGAAACUGAGGACUGGGGCGGAGCCGGUCCCCCGGCGAGCCGGAGCCUCCGCCCCCGGCCGGCCCCGCCCCGGCCCGUAAGAGUUGCGCGGAGCACCAGGCGAAGGCGCACAGCGCGUCGCCAGGCCCGGGGCUGGGAGCGUGAUGGCAGCUCAACGGCUGGGCAAGAGGGUGCUAAGCAAGCUGCAGUCUCCGUCGCGGGCCCGCGGGCCGGGGGGCAGCCCCGGGGGGCUGCAGAAACGACACGCGCGUGUCACCGUCAAGUAUGAUCGGCGGGAGCUGCAGCGGAGGCUGGACGUGGAGAAGUGGAUCGAUGGGCGCUUGGAGGAGCUGUACCGCGGCAGGGAGGCAGACAUGCCUGAUGAGGUCAACAUUGAUGAAUUGUUGGAAUUAGAGAGUGAAGAGGAGAGAAGCCGGAAAAUCCAGGGACUCCUGAGAUCGUGCACAAACCCCACAGAGGCCUUUGUCCGGGAGCUGCUGGUGAAGCUGCGAGGCCUCCACAAGCAGCCAGGCCUCCGCCAGCCCAGCCCCUCUGGUGACGGCAGCCUGAGACCCCUCCAGGACCAGGCCCGACCUGCACCGCCCUGACCCUCUGUCACCUCUGUGGCAACUCCUUCAAACGCGACCUCCGCAUCCCCAGUGCAGUCCUGGCUUGUUUAUAAGCUGUAUUUAAUGGUUCUGUAACAAUAACAUUGUGUGCCUGUUUUUCCUCUCCCUGGUUACUGUGGGCUUCCCCAAGCUCCCUUCGCCCUCCCCUAACAGACUCCCCCCUUCCUGCUGUGUCUCCUCGAGUCCCAGCACCCACAGCUGGCCCGGACAGAUGGAGAAUCACUCCUCUUCCACCAGAGAGCAUGAGAACAGGGCCUGCUGACCUUGCACCCUCAGAACUCAUAUCCUGUCCUCACCUCCCCCUAGCUGUGGCCCAGUCCCAGCCAGCAGAGCCCUGGGGGUACAGUGGCACUCAGGGCUCCUAUGGGAAUGACUGCCUGUGGUCCUUGGGUCACCAGUAGAUGCAUAGGACCUAGUGUGCCUGAUAUCACCACACCACACCAUGAAUUUCACUGGGCACUUACUGUGUGCUUGGCAUGCCACUGGUAUUGGUAUAGGCCUCAGAGAUGAACAGAUGGUGGUCCCUGGCAUCAAGGUGCUCACACACUAGUGGAGGCAAGGGACGGUGCAGGGAUUUAGAACAAAAUGUACUAACUGAUCUGAGAUGCUUGGGAGCCCAGGGAGUGGGAAGAGCUCUUGGGGUGGUAAAGAAAUUUAGGAGGGCUUCCUGAAGAAAGUGACAUGAAGCAAGGCUUUGAAGGAUGCAUAGGAGUUUAUGUGAAAGGAGUACCUGUAUUUGAGGACUCUGCAUUUGUAGGUGGAGGGACUGACACUGGGGUUGAGCCAGGGGACAUACCAAAUACUGGCAGGGCUGUUUACCAAGUAGGGUGGGCAAGUCCCCCAGAGCUAGGUCAGGGAAGCCCCUGCACUGGGGCAUGGGGAAGAGUCCCAGGAGAGGAGCUAAGGCAUCAGGAGUGGGUAGGGGCUGUUUGCAAAACAGCAGGUGUAGUUGCAUGAGUGGUCCCUGUGUGUAGUCAGGAGAUGGGGUGUGGCUGUGGCUGCACCAAGGACUGGUGCAGGCGGUGCUACAGUAUCUCCUCCCAGGGCAAACCACAUCUCCCAUGUGGCCUCUACUGACCAAGGUUGGGUGCUGGCUCCCAUCCCCAACCUGUGCCACCCAGCAACCCUGCCAGGAUCCAGCACCCAUCCCAGGGAGUCUGAGCCCCAGGCCGGCAGGAAGAGCAGAUGCCCCUGAAGAACAGCAUGCAGGGGCACACGGCCUGUCCAGCCCUUUGGGAGCCUUGCUGUCCAGUGUCCCCUCCCCUCCACACAACUGGAUAGAGAAUGAAUGUGUGGAGAACGGAGGUAUCCCUCCUGGCACCCCAGCACCUGGGCCUACCUCCCGGGACACCCCACUUGGGCUUAGGAACUCUGAACUUCCUUUUCCUAGAACCUGUUCUUAGUCCAUCUUUGUGGAGGCAGUAUGUGCCCAAAAUUCAGUUUCCAAAGUCCUGGGUGUGUCAUGUGUUGGGCCUCUCAGUUUCCUCACCUAGAAAGUGGGGACUUAACAAAUGAGGAAACCAAGGCCCAGAUUAGUGCUAUCACUUUGCCCAGUCACAUGGCUGGGAAGUGGCGUUGGGCUUCAAUCCCAGGCAUUAUGAAUCCAGGGCCCAACUACGUCUACACUACUGUGCCUUUAUAAACCGCUGUGAUGAUUGCUAUUCUUCGGUGGCAGGAAGAGGCUAAUUCAUACCAAGGUGUUUGUGACUGCUCACAGCCCUCUGAGACAUCUAAAGGGUGGUACAACUUGGCUGCGAACAAGGCUAUGAGAAAAGGACUGGGAGGCAGCAUCCCAUAGUGGGUGAGAGCAUGGGCCCUGAUUCAAAUGCCAUCUGUCCUUCUUCCUAGCUGUGUGAUCCUGAGCAAAUCGCCUAGCCUUUCUGUGCUUCAGUUUCCUUAUCUGUAAACUGAAGGUGAUUAUAAUAGUAGCUACCUCCUGGGUGAGCACAGGUGAAGGACGAGGAGGGUGAUGAAGGCAGGGGUGACAGGUAAUGGGACCGGAGUGUGUAGGGAAGGACUUUGGCUUUUGUUCUGAGGCCAAGGGAGGCCUGUGGAGGAUUGUGAUAUGAAAGAUCUCCAACACAGGUUGUUAAGUGAUAGAAAAGAAGGAUUAGGAUGGUAAUCAUAACGUUUGCUUUCCGUAAUGGUUGCCCCCUUCCCAUCCGCGCUCCCGCCAGGCUUUUCCCCUCCAGGACCCACAAACACGCUUCCAAUCUGCCCAGAGCACUCUAACCCGAGGGUCCAUCAUCCUCGUCUCAAUGUAAUCUUGGGUGUCUUUGAGCCCCUUAUCUAAGGAGCCACCUGCAUUCACUACCCGUCAUCCUUGUUUUCUCCAUAGCAUUAUUACACCCCGAAAUUAUCUGUAGGUUUAUUUUAUUAUCUGCCCACAUUCCCCCACCUCCAGAACAUAGGCUCCUUGCCUGCCUUGAGCGGGGCUGUAUCCCUAAUGUUUAGAAACGCGCCUGGCACACAGUAGAUGCUUGACCAAUAACAGUGCCCCCUGGUGGGCCACAUCCUCUCCAGGCACAGUAAGCUUCCUCCUGUAGAACUGAGGCCUGAGCGCCCCCUUGUGGCUGUGUAAGUUGGUUUUAAACUCCAUCCCAGCGAUCAGUUUCUCUCUAGGGGUGGCCCGCUGGCUUCAACGAAAGGAAAGGCCCCAGAGGCAGCUGCUACAGAGCGCUCACCCAUCUUUUACCUUUGCUCAACACCAGCAGCGUUCCUAAUUAGAAUGACAAGUAUUAGAAAUGGACUUGCAUCGAUGAUAUGAUUGGUAUUCACUAUUGGCUAAAAUGUUUUAGAAAUACUUCUUGCCCUCAGAAUAAAGGACAGGAAAGCUCUAAGCAUAGGGGUUAUUAUGAGUGAUGUAAGAUCAACCUAUAAAAAUCAAAAUAAUUUAAUCAACACCAUAAUAACCAAUUAAAACAUAAUGUAAAAAUUGUGUGGUUCUCAAAAGUAACAAAAGCUAUAGUUUAUCUAACAACAAUCGAAUAUGCAUUAGGCCUUGAUGGAAAACAUAUAAAAAUGUCAAUAAAGGAUAUAGAAGAUAAUUUGAAAAAAAAAAAA